Synchiropus splendidus (mandarinfish) is the source of this 7989-nucleotide messenger RNA. RefSeq names its product kinesin family member 1Aa (gene kif1aa). Gene Ontology annotation, biological process: microtubule-based movement. The record is from RefSeq and is a predicted model, not a curated record. Gene Ontology annotation, molecular function: ATP binding; microtubule binding; microtubule motor activity. NCBI's taxonomy places the organism in Eukaryota, Metazoa, Chordata, Actinopteri, Syngnathiformes, Callionymidae. The transcript is spliced from 51 exons. Bases 331 to 6033 code for a protein of 1900 amino acids.
CGGCUCAGUGGAACUCGAGCAUCCUUCCCAGGACUCGGAGACAACAGAGCCAUUUUGACCGACUCGGACUGUGACUAGACCGUCUGGAAGCCGCGCGCUCUCCUUCCCUCCGGCCGGGAGAGAGCAGGGACGGGUGGACCCCCGCGUCGUCAUCCUCUUCGUUCAGUGUUCAUGGCGAGAGGCAGCUGUUAGCCGAGAGGAGCCGAAAGCUGGCGGAGACGAGGGGAGGCGGACGAGCCUGAGAACCUGUCGGUGAAUCAGUGAAAGACACUUCACUGGCCUCCAGGCACAUCACCGGGGAAUUGUCCGAGGUGCUACAAGUACAGCAUCAUGGCAGGAGCUUCAGUGAAGGUAGCGGUUAGGGUCCGCCCCUUCAAUUCCAGGGAGAUUGGAAAAGAAAGCAAGUGCAUCAUUCAGAUGUCUGGGAAUACAACCACCAUCAUCAACCCAAAACAGGCCAAAGACAACAAGAGCUUCAACUUUGAUUACUCCUACUGGUCCCAUACUUCGCCGGAGGAUGUCAACUACGCCUCUCAGAUGCUUGUGUACAAAGACAUUGGAGAAGAGAUGCUGCUGCACGCAUUCGAAGGGUACAACGUCUGUAUCUUUGCGUACGGUCAGACAGGUGCUGGCAAGUCUUACACCAUGAUGGGCAAACAGGAUGUUAAAGACCAACAAGGAAUCAUUCCUUUGCUGUGUGAAGACCUUUUUACGAAAAUCAAUGACAACACAGACAACAGCAUGUCUUACUCUGUAGAGGUGAGCUAUAUGGAGAUCUAUUGUGAGCGUGUGCGUGACCUGCUAAACCCCAAAAACAAAGGAAACCUGCGUGUGAGAGAGCAUCCUCUGAUGGGUCCGUAUGUGGAGGACUUGUCCAAGCUGGCUGUCACCUCCUACAAUGACAUUCAGGACCUGAUGGACUCCGGAAACAAAGCCAGGACGGUGGCUGCGACCAACAUGAAUGAGACCAGCAGCCGUUCACAUGCCGUUUUUAACAUCAUAUUCACACAGAAACGACAUGAUGCUGAAACUGAUAAUACCUCUGAGAAGGUCAGCAAAAUUAGUUUGGUGGAUUUAGCUGGGAGUGAGAGGGCAGAUUCCACUGGAGCCAAAGGCACGAGACUCAAGGAAGGAGCUAAUAUUAACAAAUCACUGACCACACUGGGGAAAGUCAUCUCCGCUUUGGCAGAAGUGGACUCUGGUCCAAAUAAGAAUAAAAAGAAGAAGAAGGUAGAAAGUUUUAUCCCCUACAGAGAUUCAGUUCUCACCUGGCUGCUUAGAGAAAAUUUGGGUGGGAAUUCUCGUACAGCGAUGGUGGCUGCCUUGAGUCCUGCAGACAUCAACUAUGAUGAAACCCUCAGCACCCUCAGAUACGCUGACCGUGCCAAACAGAUCCGUUGCAACGCCGUUAUCAACGAGGAUCCCAACAAUCGACUGGUGCGUGAGCUGAAGGAGGAAGUGUCCCGUUUGAAAGACCUUCUUUACGCCCAGGGCCUUGGUGACAUUAUUGAAACAUUUCGGGGGUCUGCAGCUGAGUUAGAGGGUUUGAAAUACCUGUCCGAUUACAAGAACAAUAACAGUAAAGCCCAAGCUGUGAAUCAAAGGGAUGAUCUCUCCACAGUGACCAAUGCCAUGACGGGGAUGAGUCCCUCUCCGUCUCUCUCUGCCCUGUCCAGCCGUGCUGGAUCGAUCGCCAGCCUGCAUGACCGCAUCAUGUUCAGCCCAGGUAGUGAGGAGGCCAUCGAGAGGCUGAAGGAAACUGAGAAAAUCAUUGCUGAGCUCAACGAGACCUGGGAAGAGAAACUGCGCAGAACAGAAGCCAUCAGGAUGGAAAGGGAGGCCUUACUGGCAGAAAUGGGCGUCGCCAUGCGAGAAGAUGGUGGAACACUUGGUGUGUUCUCACCGAAGAAGACACCACAUCUGGUCAACCUCAAUGAGGAUCCUCUGAUGUCCGAGUGCCUUCUCUACUACAUUAAAGAUGGAAUCACCAGGGUGGGUCGUUUAGACGCCAGCAGCCGCCAGGACAUAGUCCUAAGUGGCCACUUCAUUAAGGAUGAGCAUUGCACCUUCACCAGUUCUACAGGGCCACAAGGAGAGACAGUUGUCCUGGAGCCUUGUGACGGAGCAGAGAUGUAUGUCAAUGGAAAGAGAGUGACGGAAGCCACUGUUUUAAAAUCAGGACACCGUAUUAUCCUGGGGAAGAGCCAUGUGUUUCGCUUCAACCAUCCCGUACAGGCAAGAGCAGAGCGGGAGAGGACCCCCUGUGCUGAAACACCUUCUGAACCUGUGGACUGGGCUUUUGCCCAGAGAGAGCUGCUGGACAAACAGGGGAUUGACAUGAAACAGGAAAUGGAGCAGAGGCUGCAGGAAUUGGAGGACCAGUAUCGCAAAGAAAGAGAGGAGGCCAACAACCUUCUAGAGCAGCAAAGACUGGAUUAUGAGAGCAAGCUGGAGGCUCUUCAGAAGCAGGUAGACCGAUGUUACCCAGAAGUCCCCGAUGAAGAGGAUGAGCCUGAGGAAGAAGUGCAAUGGACUGAGAAAGAAAGGGAACUGGCCGUGUGGAGCUUCAGGAAAUGGAGGUGUUAUCAGUUCACCUCACUUCGUGACCUGCUGUGGGGCAAUGCCAUCUUCCUGAAGGAAGCCAAUGCCAUCAGUGUCGAGUUGAAAAAGAAGGUUCAGUUCCAGUUCGUGCUGCUGACUGACACCCUUUACUCGCCCCUUCCUCCUGACCUGCUGCCACCGGAGGCCGUAGAAGAAAGAGAGAAAAGGCACUUUCCUCGUACAAUUGUGGCUGUGGAAGUGCAGGAUCUAAAAAAUGGAGCCACUCACUACUGGACAUUGGAAAAAUUAAGGCAAAGACUAGAUCUCAUGAGGGAGAUGUAUGACCGUGCUGCUGAUGUGCCCAGCAACACUGCAGAGGAAAGUGAGAAUGUGAUGAAAGGCGGCGACCCCUUUUACGACCGCUUCCCCUGGUUUCGUCUCGUCGGCAGAAACACCAUUUUCAACACAUGCAUGAGCGAGCACAUGAGUGACCCUACCUCAUCCCCGACCCUGUCCAACUCUGAAAUUACUGAGCUGGCGGACUCGCACCAGGAGGGUCGAGGGGAGGAGGAGGAGUUGGAGGACUUGGAGGAUGAUAUCUUUUUGGACGACUCAUGCUUGGAGCUUGAGAGAGAUGAUGAUGAGGAUGAGGAUGAUGAGGAUGAUGAUGAUGAUGAUGAUGAGGGAGAACGCUGCCGUGGCUCCAGCGAAGGCCAGGAUCCCUUUUACGACCGCUCACCAUUAUUCAGUGUAGUGGGAAGGGCUUUUGUGUAUCUAAGUAACCUACUUUAUCCGGUCCCACUGGUCCAUCGUGUGGCUAUUGUGAGUGAGAAAGGAGAGGUGAAGGGCUUCCUACGAGUGGCAGUGCAGGCCAUAUCAGGUUCUUUGUGUUUUCCUCCAGCUGAUGAGGAAGCGCCUGACUACGGCUCGGGAGUGAGGCAGUCUGGCACCGCCAAAAUUGCUUUUGAGGAUCAUUUGUAUGAAAAGUUCCAGUCAGAGUCCUGCUCAGUAGGUCUUUCCCGAACAGAAAUUUCCCAGGAGGAAGUCCGUAUUGUCGAGGGAGAGGGCCAGAAUGCUGAAAUGGUACCGUCAGCAGAUGAGGUCAACAACAACACAUGUGCGGCUGGUGCAGAUGAGCCAGAGCUCCCUCUAAAAGCUAGUUCUAAUGGCCAGCUGGAAGCAACUCUAGAGCACCUCAAGAUUGGGGACCUUUUCACGUUCAGGGUGACAGUCCUCCAAGCAUCAAGCAUUUCCGCUGAGUACGCCGACAUCUUCUGUCAGUUCAAUUUCAUCCACCGACAUGAUGAGGCCUUCUCUACUGAACCUCUGAAAAACACUGGGCGUGGACCCCCUCUUGGCUUUUACCACGUUCAGAAUAUCGCUGUUGAAGUCACAAAGUCAUUUGUUGACUACAUCAAGACUCAGCCAAUUGUAUUUGAAGUGUUUGGUCACUACCAGAAACAGCCUUUUCUGCCCCUCUGCAAAGACUCCAUGAGUCCCUUACGCCCCUGCAGAAGACAAUUUCCGAGCGUGAUGCCACUGUCAAAGCCAGAAUCCGAUACCUCGCCGGACCAGGAGAAAACACUGGAGCUCAUCAGAUACCUGGUCCCAGAUGUUUUCAAUGGAGCACUGGUGGAUUCGUUGUCGGGCCACGCCCUGUCUGCUGCUGGCUUAGCUGCUUCCUUCCUUCUGGAAGCAACUGAGCGAGCACAGCUGUCGUCUUCACAUGCAUCUAUCUGUUCAGUUAUAAAAGCGCAGAUGCCGGUUCCAGCCACCAAGCUGACAGCCAUGACACGCCCACAGGCUGGUCCCUGCCAUUGUAAAUAUGAUCUCAUGGUGUUUUUUGAGAUAUGUGAGCUGGAAGCCAAUGGCGACUACAUCCCGGCUGUGGUGGACCACAGGGGAGGAAUGCCUUGUCAUGGCACAUUCCUGCUGCAUCAGGGCCUUCAGCGGAGAAUCACUGUGACUAUUGUGCAUGAGUCGGGAGGUGAUGUGGAAUGGAAGGACGUCCGUGAACUUGUAGUUGGUCGUCUUCGUAACACACCAGAAUCUGACGACACUAUAAUCGACCCCAAUAUUCUCUCACUUAACAUUCUCUCUGCUGGAUAUGUUCGACCAAUGCUGGAUGACAGACAGUUUCUUGAUUCGGACAUGCCUAGGACGUUCUUUCGCUUUGAAGCAGCUUGGGACAGCUCCAUGCACAACUCGUUGUUACUCAACCGAGUCACUCCUUACGGAGAGAAGAUCUACAUGACUCUCUCAGCUUACGUAGAGAUGGAGAACUGCACUCAGCCUGCCGUCGUGACCAAGGAUAUUUGCAUGGUGUUUUAUUCUCGAGACACAAAGUUGUCCGCGUCACGCUCAAUACGCAACUUGUUUGGCACCGGGAGCUUGAGAGCAGCUGAUGGAAACCGUGUGACUGGUGUUUAUGAGGUCAGCCUCUGUAACUUGGCUGACAUUGGAAGCCCAGGCAUGCAGAGGAGACGCAGGCGGGUGCUGGACACCUCAGUGGCCUACGUCCGUGGGGAGGAAAACCUGGCUGGCUGGAGGCCCCGCAGUGAUAGUUUGAUCUUGGACCACCAGUGGGAGCUGGAGAAGCUCAGCCUGCUUCAAGAUGUGGAGAAGACCAAACAUUACCUGCUGCUUAGAGAGAAGCUAGAGUCGGCCCUUAUGGGUCAGUCCCUCGACUCCUGCAUCACAGAGGAGCUGAGCGAGCCGCCUCAGCCGUCUGAAGUCGACCCAGAUAUCAGCUUCAGUACGGAAAUCACCACAGAGAGGCAGAGAGAGCUUGCUGCAAAGUGUUUGCGACUGCUCAUGCACUCCUUCAACAGAGAGUACAGCCAUGUUUGUGUCAGCGCCAGUGAGAGCAAGAUUUCAGAGAUGUCUGUCACAACUCUACGAGAUUCCACAUCGAUUUGCGCUCUGAACACCAUCACACCCUCUUCAACGUGCCCCUCCCUGGUGGAGGGUUCCUUUAACAAUACUGACUUGAGACCUCCGGUCCCUCGUUCCCGUGCUGUCAGCCCUAAUCCCGACAGACAGCAUGAGUCAGGAGCCAAGAAGUCUACCGUCGGCCCCUCAGACAGCAAACUUUGCACGCGCAGAUUCUUUCCUGAUAUCCAGGAGAUUCGAGUCAGUCCCAUUGUGUCAAAGAAGGGCUACCUGCACUUCUUGGAGCCGCACACCAACGGCUGGGUGAAGCGCUACGUGGUCGUGCGUCGCCCAUAUGUCUACAUCUACAACACCGAGAGAGAUGCUGUCGAGCGAGCCAUUCUCAACCUCUCCUCUGCCCAGGUGGAGUACAGUGAGGACCAGCAGGCCAUGCUGAAGACUCCAAACACAUUUGCAGUGUGUACAGAACACCGCGGAAUAUUACUUCAAGCUGCAAAUGACAAGGACAUGCAUGACUGGCUGUAUGCCUUCAAUCCACUCCUCGCUGGGACGAUCAGGUCAAAACUGUCCAGAAGAAGAGCUGGUCAGAUGAGGAUGUGAGACCCGAGGAGAAUAAAAACAAAGACUUGAGAUGUACAUAGGUCGUGUCAUUCCCGCUCCUCUGUGUGCUGAGCUCCCGCCCAACUCUCCUGUAAACACCAUACAACCAUCUCUGUCCUGUUACAUGUUUUCUCUGCACGAAAAAAAAAAUCACCAGUUCCUGUCAAAUCUUUCUGUGGCGUGAGUCUCAUAGUCUCAUGAACCUUUCAAAAGCCGCUCCUAUUUGUUAUAGUGGGUGGCUUACUACAACUGAUAUAAUCUCAGAUAACAUGCGUAUGGUGAUGUAGUGUAGCUGUGUGUGUGUGUGCGUGUGUGUUUAAGACACGUUGAGCCUUAUACAUUUAUUCUUUAAAUAAUAUAAGAGUGGCACUGCGAUACUUGCAUCCGGAAACCAGUAGACAACUCUACACGACAAGACAAUGAGGAAACAUCGAUCUUUUCUGCCCAAUUCUUCGCAGUCAAAUGUUACCACACUCAACCAAGACUCCAUGUGUUCAUCCGUACUGACGGUAACCGCAUUUAAACAGUCAAGCAUCACUCACACUAACCCGCCUCUCUGAACGUCCAUCCCACUCUGAUUUUUAUUUGUCAGAAAAUGUGAUAUAUAUAUAUAAAUAUAUACAUAGAUAUAACAGCUUUUUAUUAUUUAUUUCUGCAUGUAUUUAUUUACAAAGACAUUUAUAUAUUUCUAAAGUAGUAGUACAGUGCAAUUUCUGCACACUGCACUUUUUAAUAUCAGUUUCUUCAAUGUUCCAGUAAUCGUCCCUCUGCAAGAAUCGACACUGACCAGUUUCUUUGUGCGCAGUUACUUGAAUAACACUUCAAUAUAAGAUAGGAUAGUUGCACCUGACCCGAGGUCCCACUUCUUAGACACAUCUGAGGUCUACACUGCUACGGCUGCACAAACUACCUUGUUAGUCACAUGUAGUUUAGACGAAACCUCCUCUCAGUCCGGAAUUAUGAAGUAGUUUUCUGAGUGACAAGUAUGUUGAUUACAUGUAGUGCCUACUCAUUCUGCACAGAACACCUCUGCACUAGUUGCUUUGCUAACAAUAUCACUCAUGCUGCUACGUUUCUGGAAACAACUGAUCUCAUCGUCAUCAUCACUGACACUGACCGAAUGUUCACUAAUGGACUGCUGCAAAAGACAAGCAAGCAGACAGAGGGCUUGUUGUUUUCCCCAAGUUUUCCUCAGGUCGAUCAGCCUCGAGCGCAACUUAAGCAACAGUUGAUCCCCUCUAAAAUGCUAACUCAUUCUAUGUCAGGACACGCAAUGUUAGCGGUCCUCCUAUAAAUAAACUUACACACUUAGUUCGUCACUGUAAAGAUGUUCAUGUGAAACAAUUCUUCGCUGCGACUCUUUCUUUCCAGCAAUAGCGCCACCGUGUUGCAUUUCCUCUGCACACUUCACUCGUUUUCAAACUAUGACCAUAGGAUUGUUCCAUUGUGCACUUUCUUUUACAUCACAGCAAAAUUUUACUUGAGCCAACCAAAGUUCAGUUGGCAAAAACAUAAUGGCAUCGCACUGAAUGUACAAUCAUAUUGACGAAAACAUGUUAUUGUGUCCUAUGGUUUGCUUAUUGAUUGUAUCGUGUCAGGAAGUCUUGUGAUUGAAGGGUUUAUGUGUAAUAAUACUCAUCCGAUCCGUGGUGGGUUUCCAGUUCAUCCCAAUGGAAGAGAAAGUGCAGCUUUACACGACCACUUGUUUCUGUUUAUUCACCUUGACUGCCACCUCACAAAUCAUUUUUCUAUCUCAGCCUUGAAUGAAACGUUUUUGUGCUUCCACAUGUUUCUGUUUUGGCAUUGUACAUAAACAUGAUUGCUGUGAACAGUUUAUUAUAAAGUUGCAGCCAUUUGCAAAAUCUAAAAUGGGCAGUAGUUGUGUCAGAGGGUUGGAGAUUAGCGAUGAAUGUUUGUGUACACGGAACACAUGGUAUGAAAUAAACUUGGGAAUUA